Danaus plexippus (monarch butterfly) is the source of this 2846-nucleotide messenger RNA. Its product is annotated as ATP-binding cassette sub-family G member 1. The record is from RefSeq and is a predicted model, not a curated record. Gene Ontology annotation, molecular function: ATP binding; ATP hydrolysis activity; ABC-type transporter activity. The transcript is spliced from 10 exons. NCBI's taxonomy places the organism in Eukaryota, Metazoa, Arthropoda, Insecta, Lepidoptera, Nymphalidae. Gene Ontology annotation, cellular component: plasma membrane. Bases 294 to 2207 code for a protein of 637 amino acids.
UUGUCACGGGCAUUCAUGCGACACUAUGUUUUCGUGUUCACGGGGAGGAUAGUUAGCUGGCAUGGUUUGAUUUUUCAGCCGUCAGUCAGGCACUGCGCGCCAAUGUGCCCGCCGCGUGCAUUCGAUUUUGACACAUAGUCGAGUGGAUCGCUUUUUUUACCGCGCGGUUCGAAAGUCUCGAUUCGUGCGGAUAUUGAAGUGUAUUUGUGCAUCGUUUUCUUUUUAGAUUUGGUGUCACAUUCUUUUUGUAUUUUAUCUGUGCUUUUUUUUUUGUUUUCGAAAGACAAUUCAAAAUGGAUUUGGAGUUUCGGAACUUGACGUACACAGUAUACAACAAAAUAGUUAGAGGUCCGGGCAAGCAAGUCGUAAAAGGCGUCAGUGGCAGAUUUAUGUCCGGACAACUCAUAGCUAUUAUGGGACCUUCAGGAGCUGGCAAAAGUUCUCUAUUGAAUGUUAUAUCUGGAUACAAGUCCGCUGGAGUCACAGGUGAGUUACUGGUGAACGGUCAGGCACGUGAUGAACAGCAGUUCAAGAGAUCGUCCUGUUACAUCACACAAGAGGAUCUUCAUCAGCCAUUGCUCACGGUGCGCGAAGCGAUGGACGUUGCAGCCAAAUUCAAGCUACCAAGGGGUGUUAAAAUACCAUCAGAGGAAAUUUUGCAACAACUCGGGCUCUUGGAACACCAACAUACAAAAACAGAUUUAUUAUCUGGAGGGCAAAAGAAAAGAUUAUCUAUAGCUCUAGAGCUGGUGAAUAAUCCACCAGUGUUCUUCUUGGAUGAACCAACUAGCGGUCUCGACACAGUCACAACUUUGCAGUGCGUGAAAUUGUUGAAGCAGUUGGCGAGGCAAGGACGAACCGUUGUGUGCACUAUCCACCAGCCGCCGGCUUCUCUGUUCGAAAUGUUUGAUCAGGCGUAUGUAUUAGCAGAUGGACGCUGCAUCUAUCAAGGAGAUACUGAAGCAAUGGUGCCACAUCUACGGAGCAUCGGUCUUGUUUGUCCGAGACACCACAAUCCUGCAGACUUUAUUGUAAUUUUUUAUAUAUUUUUUUUUAGUUAUCGAAGUACGGAAAAUCCUGAAAACGUAAAUAUUAUGUGCAACGAAACGUUAAAUGGAAAAAUUUAUAAGUCAUCUAAAUUAGAAAAUAUAACGACUACUAGCGAACCCAUGAACAACAUGCAGCUAAAGAUUUGCUAUCAAACAGAAGAUGAGAGCGGGGAAACGGAAAUAGUGCUGUCAAACGAGAAAUGCACAUAUAAAGUACAACAGUAUAAUGAGCCUAGUAACUCAACGAUUUCAUUGAGUCGAAUGUCGACUGAUGAUUCGUCUUUAGCCUGGAUGAAAGUACAAAAGUCGACAAGUCGCUUCCCAACUACUUAUUUCCAACAGUUCUCAAUACUUCUCUGCAGGAUGUUGUUGCAAAUAUCAAGAAACAGACAGGCACUAUGGAUCCAAACGAUACACCACGUGAUGUGUGCGGUAUUAGUGGGUAUAUGUUUCUUUAAGACGGCCAACGACGGCGCCCAAAUGUUCAAUCAUUUGAAGAUGUGCGUUGGGCUUGUCAUAUUCUUCGCGUAUACACAAAUUAUGGUGCCCGUUUUAGUCUAUCCCCAAGAAGUAAAAUUGGUUAAGAAAGAGCACUUUAAUGGCUGGUACGGUUUGCUUCCGUACUAUGCCGCAUUAACGGUGUCGAAACUGCCGGUACAAAUAUCGUUAAAUAUGAUAUUCUGCACCACAGUGUUCUUCAUGGUGGGAGUGCCUUUUACAAUACCGAGAUUCGUAAUGUUCUGUGUUAUUGGAAACAUUAUAUCUUUGGUGUCCGAAGGUAUCGGAAUGGCCAUCGGAUCUAUGUUUAGUGUGACGAACGGCUGUGCUAUUGGCCCAGCAGCGAUAGCACCGUUCCUCGGCCUGGCGAUCUACGGCUUCGAUUUCGCUCACAGGAUCCCGUUAAUCAUGAACAUCAUCAUGAAGACCUCGUACAUCAGAUGCGGUGUUGUCGCCAUGGUUCUAACCGUGUUCGGUUUCGGACGAAAACCUUUGGAAUGUAAAGAAAUGUACUGUCACUUCGCCAAACCCGAUGUCCUCAUGAAAUAUCUAGAUAUAGAAAAUAGUUCGGUUUACUUUGAAAUUGCUAUUAUGGUGUUUAUCAUGGUAUCUGUACGGUUUCUGUGUUAUAUGGGAUUGAGAUGGCGUUUCGCGACAUGAUAUGCCAUAAGCAGUUUAAAUUACAACGACUGCAAACUAAAUGUGUGAUAUCGUAAAUUGUAGCUGUCACGGUUACAUUCUAAUGAUCGUAUGCAUUAUAGUAAAAACCAAAGAACAUAUCUAUAAGAUAUUACGGGGGCAAUGGGAAAAUUUUUAAUGAUAUUUAAUGUAUGAAAAUGUAUGUUUUCUCACGAUCCAGCCAUUAAAUACAUGAGUUUUGUAAUAUCAUCCAAGAUUUUAAUGUAUCGUCAUUAUACUAUUUACAUAAAAACUAAAACCUUCUUAGAAUGCGGUGUUUUAAUGGAGAGGUAUAUUUACUUAACGACGGCGAUUUUGGUCGCCAUUUGUUCAUUUUGUUAAAAUUAGAUGGGAGAGAUUUAAAAUACAUCAUUUAUAAAAACAGGACAUGCAAAAAAUCUAACAACAAACUAUCAAACAACAGAGGAGCCCACAAGGAGCUAUAUUUUAUACUUUUUAAAGUGGUAUUAAAAAGACAAUGAAUUUAAUUCAUAAGUAUUAUAUAAGAGCUUAUAAAGCGUUUUAUAUAUAGUAUACCUAAAAAAGUGAUUAUAAAUAAUAUUAUUUAAAUAAAUUAUGGUAAGGAGUUUUGACUUUUAUAAAUAAAAUAUUUUAAAUAAA